Pimephales promelas (fathead minnow) is the source of this 2116-nucleotide messenger RNA. RefSeq names its product adrenergic, alpha-2D-, receptor a (gene adra2da). The record is from RefSeq and is a predicted model, not a curated record. Gene Ontology annotation, cellular component: plasma membrane. Lineage: Eukaryota; Metazoa; Chordata; Actinopteri; Cypriniformes; Leuciscidae. Gene Ontology annotation, biological process: G protein-coupled receptor signaling pathway. Gene Ontology annotation, molecular function: alpha2-adrenergic receptor activity; epinephrine binding.
GUGUGUGUAGAACUCGCGUGCGCGUCUCUGGAGCGCGCCCGGCAGAACGCGCGCAGCUACUCUGGAAUUAUAUUUCUUCUCCGUGUCGAAACCGGACAGGGAUUUUUAAAAAAAAAAGUCUUUGCGCGCGCGAUGAGCAGCUUUAACCUCGCAAGCAUGAGACGAUCGCGUCCGCAGAGCGCACUGACAGCUCAAGUUUUUCCCGCGUCAUUACAUCAGUGCACUGGUGACACCACCUAACUGGAAACACUAACCUGACUGUGAGAAAGAUGGACUCAGCAUGGAUGUGACUCAGUCCAAUGCAACGGAAAACAUCACCUCAAAACCAUGGCCGUACACGGACACGGCCGCCGCGUUCAUCAUCCUCGUGGUCUCCAUCAUCAUCCUGCUCACCAUCGUCGGGAACGUGUUGGUUAUCGUCGCGGUUCUGACCAGCCGCGCGCUCCGCGCGCCACAGAACCUCUUCCUCGUGUCGCUCGCGUGCGCGGACAUCCUCGUGGCCACCCUCGUGAUCCCGUUUUCACUCGCCAACGAGGUCAUGGGACACUGGUACUUCGGCAGCACCUGGUGCGCGUUUUACCUGGCUCUGGAUGUGCUGUUCUGCACAUCCUCCAUCGUGCACCUGUGCGCCAUCAGCUUGGAUAGGUACUGGUCCGUCACCAAAGCGGUGAGCUACAACUUAAAGAGGACACCAAAGCGCAUUAAGACGAUGAUCGCGGUGGUGUGGGUCAUUUCAGCCGUCAUCUCAUUCCCACCCCUCAUCAUGACCAAACACAACGAGACGGAGUGUUUAAUCAACGACGAGACCUGGUACAUCCUCUCCUCGUGCGUCGUGUCGUUUUUCGCGCCGGGGUUCAUCAUGAUCACGGUGUACUGUAAAAUAUACCGCGUCGCCAAACAGCGCUCGUCCACCGUAUUCGUGGCGAAGAACGGGUUGGAGAGGCAGCCUUCGCAAUCCGAGACGUGCUUCGUGCGUAAAGCCAAGUUCGAGAAGGAGUCUCCGAGCACCAACAGCUCCGACAGCAACCAGGGGCAGGAGGAGUUGGACGAUAUCGAUCUGGAGGAGAGCGCGACUUCGGACAGCAAACACAAGAGCUCGCGCUUCUCCAAGCGCAAGGUGGACGGCGCGCGCUGCGGUGGCGCGCAGAGGGCUUGCAGGAUCUCCUGGGCUUCCCAUCAGGAGCAGAGCAGCAAACAGCUCGCCGUGGUGUCCAAAACCAAAGUGGCUCAGAUGCGAGAGAAGCGCUUCACCUUCGUGCUGGCUGUGGUGAUGGGGGUGUUUGUCCUCUGCUGGUUCCCGUUCUUCUUCACCUACAGUCUCCAGGCCAUCUGCGGGGAGAGAUGCGAGCCGCCCGUCGCGCUGUUCAAACUCUUCUUCUGGAUCGGAUACUGUAACAGCUCGGUCAAUCCCAUCAUUUACACGAUUUUCAACAGGGACUUUAGGAAGUCUAUUAAGAAAAUCGUUUGCGUGACGACGCAGCACACCUGACCUGACCCGACCCGACCUGAGAGACUCGUGUUCGGACACGUUUAAAUGUGUGAAUGACAACAAACCGAGUGGAAUCUGCUAAAUACUUUUACCUUUUCUUUUUUUUUUUAAGCAAUUAAGUGUUUCUUCGCUCAUCACAGUCUUGGAAACCAUUCAUCAUGUCUUGCAUGUCAAAUAUUAUAUAACAUCAUAUUUAAUAAAAUAUUGGAUUCUCGAGCUGACAGAUAUAUUAAUUUACGAAUAUGAAUCUCAAGCUAAAUGGUCCAUUCCCUUGUUCCAUUAAGAUUUAUACAUGGAAUUAUACGUGCCCAUACCUGAAGAAACACUCUAUGUGUUUUAAUUAACUGGGUUAAGUAUGAAGUCAUCAAUUGUUUUAUCAUUUAAAACCCAACUAAGCUAUAUUUCUUUAAAACACGCCACCUGGUUUGAUUGUUUUUCCUAAUGCAAUGUCAUUCACACAUUAAAUAAUUCUUGGUGCCACUGAUGUACAUAACGUUUGUAUAUAUUAAGUGAGAAAUAACUGACUUACAUGUUAUCAAAACUCCCUGUAAAUAUUGCCUAUAAAAUGUAUAAAUGUAAAAAAAGGGCAUUAAAUAUUAAAUUGUGCUGUAGGCUAUAUUUUCCACA